Molecule: messenger RNA, 2732 nt
Organism: Cajanus cajan (pigeon pea)
Lineage: Eukaryota; Viridiplantae; Streptophyta; Magnoliopsida; Fabales; Fabaceae
Gene: GALT1
Product: galactosyltransferase1
Cellular component (GO): Golgi membrane
Molecular function (GO): carbohydrate binding; UDP-galactose:N-glycan beta-1,3-galactosyltransferase activity
Source: RefSeq, a predicted model, not a curated record
ACCGAUGCUCUCUCGCUCCAUCACCGUCGCUCCUCGCUCUUCAACAUUGCUACUCUCCUUGCUUUUCCCUCGCUCCUCGCACUUGUUCGCGUUGAUUCUUUCUGUUUUUGCUUUUUUCUGUUCGAGAUUCUGGUUCAUGCCGCUGGAUCUGUUUGAUUCUGUCUCUGCUUGCUUUGCACUCGGAUUCUAGCAUGUCCAGCAUGUUAGCUAAUGCUUUCCAAAUAAUUUUCAUGGGGGAUAUCUCAGCUUUAAUCACAAGCUUCCAAGGGCUGAUAGUUUUCAUUGAACUCUGAUUAUCAGUUACAUAUCAGGACUAAAAGAAAGAAGUGAUUCUUGUGCAUAUAAUCAGUAAAAGUUUUCCUACAGGUGUUUCUUUGAAUCUGAUAAGAAGAACUUAUACUAUCUGCAAUUCUGCAUCCCUUAUUUUCUUCUACAUGUAUGAAAGAUAAUGAUCAAUUUGGUAGUAGUUGGGCAUCCCUAUGAUCUAGUGCAGUGAAGAAUCAGGACUAUUGCUUUGUUCAUAGAUCAUCAAAAUGAAAAAGUUGUAUGGAGGAGUUCUGGUUGCCUCACUGUUUAUGUUGUUUAUGCUUAUGAUCCUGCGAUAUGGGGUCAUGAAAAAUCCUAUUGUUGAAGGUUAUCUGACUAUACCUGCUGCUGUUGUUAAUGGUACUAAUCCUCUUAAGUGGAUAAAUCCCACAGUUCCGCCUGCUAUUCAAAAUCCAGAUGAUCGUUCUCAAGUUAUUUCUUCUGAUAUUUUAGUAUCUAGCCUAUUUGCUGGGAACAACUUUUCCAAAGAAGAGCAACAAGCUCUGCAGACAUGGAAACAAUUGAACCACUUAAUUGAUCAUACUCAGGGUUUACCCAAUGCGGCAGAAGCUAUCAAGGAGGCUGCCAGUGCAUGGAAUAGCCUUAUUUCCUCAAUUGAAGAGCAAAAACAAGGUCAUGCAAAUGAUAGUUCAAGAACUAAAGAGAAGCAGUGUCCCCAUUUUCUUAAUAAAAUGAAUUCCACUGAACUUGGUAAUAGUAGUUACAAAAUGCAAGUACCAUGUGGCCUGACACAAGGUUCUUCCAUCUCUAUAAUUGGAAUUCCAAAUGGUCUUCUAGGUAAUUUUCGAAUUGACUUGACUGGAGAACCACUUCCUGGGGAGCCUGAUCCUCCAAUUAUUUUACACUAUAAUGUUCGCCUUCAUGGGGAUAAAAUCACUGAAGAUCCCGUAAUUGUCCAAAACACCUGGACUAUAGCUCAUGAUUGGGGUGAAGAGGAUCGUUGUCCAUCCCCUACUCCUGAAAAGGUUGAGAAAGUUGAUGAUUUGGAGCAGUGUAAUAAGAUUGUGGGAAAGAACAUUAGCCACUCGGCCGGCAUGCAUUCCCACAGUUCAAGGCAAUCUUCAACAGCUGAAGAACAAUCAAUAAAUAGGAAAUAUUUUCCUUUUAAGCAAGGUUACCCAUUUGUAGCAACUCUUAGAGUGGGAUCUGAGGGAAUCCAGAUGACAGUUGAUGGAAAGCACAUAACUUCAUUCGCUUUCCGUGAAACUUUGGAGCCAUGGCUUGUCAGUGAAAUAAAAAUCUCAGGGGACCUCAAAUUAAUAUCUAUUCUUGCCAGUGGUCUGCCCACAUCAGAGGAUUCAGAUCAUAUUAUUGAUCUAGAAUCAUUGAAAUCAAGUCCUAUAUCUGAACAGAGCCCAUUGGAUCUCUUUAUCGGUGUUUUCUCUACUGCCAACAAUUUUAAGCGUCGGAUGGCUGUUAGAAGAACCUGGAUGCAGUAUAAUGCAGUUCGAUCAAAUAAAACAGCUGUGCGCUUCUUUGUUGGUUUGCAUAAAAGCCCUAUAGUUAAUGAAGAGUUGUGGAGAGAAGCACAAACUUAUGGAGACGUGCAGCUAAUGCCAUUUGUUGAUUACUACAGCCUCAUCACUUGGAAAACUUUAGCAAUCUGCAUUUUUGGGACACAAGUUUCAGCUAAGUUUGUCAUGAAGACAGAUGAUGAUGCAUUUGUCCGGGUAGAUGAAGUGCUACAUUCUUUGCAUAAGAUCAAUGUCGAUCAUGGGUUACUAUUUGGACUCAUCAACUCAGAUUCCCGACCUCACCGUAGUACAGAUAGCAAAUGGUACAUCAGCCCAGAGGAAUGGAGCGAGGGAACUUAUCCUCCUUGGGCACAUGGUCCCGGCUAUGUGGUCUCACAAGAUAUAGCAAGGACGUUGUCCAAGAAAUUCAGAGAGAACCAUUUGAAGAUGUUUAAAUUAGAAGACGUUGCAAUGGGAAUCUGGAUCGCAGACAUGAAGAAGGAAGGUCUAGAAGUUCGGUAUUCAAAUGAGCCGAGAGUGAAUGUUGAGGGUUGUAAGGAUGGUUAUGUGGUUGCUCAUUACCAAGGCCCCAGGGAGAUGCUCUGUUUGUGGCAGAAACUUGAGGAAGGAAAAGGUGCAAAAUGCUGUGGUGAUAGGAAAUGAUUACUCAUUGACCAGGUUACAACUUCUGAAAAAAUCCCCCUUUUGUAUGGUUGGGGAGCUUGUAUAAUGACUAGAAUAGUUAGCUUAGUCAGAAAUUAUUAGAGUAGUUAAUAGUGGAGCAUAUUCGUUUUUAAGUAAAUCUGAUGAUUUGUUCUGCCUAGAGAGGGUGUGUGAGAGAUUUGUAUAGAGCCGCCAAUCAGAAUUAGGUUAUCAGAUUUUAUGUCACCUGAUCAAUUUUUUGAUUCAGAACGCAUCAUUAUAGAAAGACCUCAAAUUUUUUUAUUUUUA